GGUUCCCGAUUUGGUGGUGAAGAAGAGAAAUUAGACAGGCUAGAGAGUGGGUUUCAAAAGAGAAUGAGAGAUCGUUUGAGCAAGGUGGAGAAAAAGAUUCGAUUUGACGCAGAAAACAAACCCAAGAGUUCUGGUUUUGAAAGGGAAGAGUAA
This is a messenger RNA of Dovyalis caffra, 153 nucleotides long. The record is from the annotation of a GenBank genome assembly. Lineage: Eukaryota; Viridiplantae; Streptophyta; Magnoliopsida; Malpighiales; Salicaceae.